AUGGCUUUUCUUGUUACUCUUCCGGGUCGUCCUUUUUUAUACUCACUGUUUUGGUGCCUCGCAAUAGUCCUGGCCACCAACCUUCACUUCGACCUCAACAAGUCACCGGAAGAGAGCUCAGUUGAAGAACUAGCUCAGCUUGUCACUCACGAGUCUUUCCCAGGGCAAUCAACCAGCCGCACCUCAGAUGCAGGCCCCACAAAGCGCAAAUGCGGUCCAGAGCGACUUAUCAGCUCCAAUACAGUGAAACAUGCUUGUCUCUCCCGUGACGCCCAAGUAACUUCAAGUUCAAAUGGUUUCCCUCAUGAGGAUUCCUCGGCAAUUCGCAACCCAACCACCGAGGAUUACCGAAAUACCAGAGAUGUGAUAUUAUCCCGAGUUCUCAUUGGUGGGAAGGGCCAUGAACAACUUCAGUUAUCGCACUCCAUACAUCCUCACAAUUUUAUCCAACCUGCCAAACCCGCAAACCUACCACCUCACUACUCCGCUCUAGGAAGCGGGCAAGUGGUGGAAGCCCUGAUCAAAGGAUACUACGAUACUUUUUGUUCUCGGAUUGACUCGGAAAUAUUCAAAGCCGCCCAUACUGCUAUCCAGGGUAGGCAUAAAUCAUUGCCAUUUGCGCUUGCCAAUCGUCUGAAACAUUAUGAACCGGGCAAAGUGUUGAGAGUGUUAAGCGCUAAAAGUCAAUACAAAUCCGUGCAGAUAUCCUUGGAUAUGACUUCACUUUACAAGGUUUUGGUGAUCUCAUUGUACAAGAAACAUCUAGAAAUUCUCAGGGAACUCCACAUACCGCUAUUCGAGGUCAGAAUAAUGCAAAUAGAUCUACUCGACUGGGUCGAACAACAAAUUUUUGCCCCUCGUGACAGUCUCCCCAUCAUCGGGACUAUACGCGACAAUCACCCGAACCGGGAAGAAGAUGGUUUUCCCGGGCCAAUCAGAGAUACCCAAAAAGAAUUGAUAGAAUACUUCGCCCAGGACCACCGUGACCCACGACCCGAUGGCAUUGUCACUAAUCUGUUGAAAACCUUCGCGAUUCAGAACAGAGAUAAAUAUGUCUACCUGAAAGAACUUUCGAGAUUGUAUUGGGAAGAUCCACAAGAAAUCCUACGCGGACUUGAAUUUGACAGAAAAGUAGCAUUGAUAACAACGCUAGCGGAUGACUUUCGGAUCGGAACCUUCAGGCGUCAACACAUCAGUUCAGCCCACAAAGACUAUGCUCUCUUUACAACCAAUUUCCUUCAAUUUGAAGCUGGAUACCCAAGGACAAAUUUCAAGCGAUGUGAGAAAAGGCGAUAUCACCCUGACCUACCAUUGGCUAUGUACUACUACGUGGAAGUCUCAAACGGUUACCGAAUACUUCGAAUUUUGAAAUUCUUGCCUGCUGCGUCAAAAUCCGAACAAAUUUUGCAGGUGGAUGCCGACGCACUAUACCAGAUGUUUAGGAGAUUGGCGAGGACGGUAGAUCACAUACAUCUGAAGAUUUUAAAUGAACUGGAGAUAACCGCACAGGAAACAAUCCAAACCAAGAGAGAAGUAGUGCUGGGAGCGCUUAUUGAAGAAAUUUUGCAACCAAAAUUUGGCUUUCCAAUUGUUGGCAAAAUCAAGGUUAACGCAGAUGUUCCUCCCUGGGAGGAUGCUACAUAUGCAUCUUCCGUUGUGUUUGGUAAAGUCCAACUAAAAUUUAUCAAAUAUUUCUCCGAACCUCCAGAAACUGAAGAUGUAAAAGGGGCUGCAGCUUUAUUCUUGGCAUCUUGGUAUCGGGAUAACCAUCCCACUGAAUUUGCUUCUUUCAUCGAGGCUCUUGAAAAACCCUAAACCUUCUUGAUCUUUGCUUUUAUUUUCUAAAUUAACAGAUUGUGUCACAAAUGUGCACCCUAUAUUCUUUUGACUAGAAAUUAGAAUUAUAUUGAUUAAAUGGGGUAGAAUAAAUAGAAUCGAAAUGGCACAUUUACCCUAUUU
Puccinia graminis f. sp. tritici CRL 75-36-700-3 is the source of this 1959-nucleotide messenger RNA. RefSeq lists its product as uncharacterized. The transcript is spliced from 4 exons. The coding region runs from base 1 to 1815 and encodes 604 amino acids. The record is from RefSeq and is a predicted model, not a curated record. Lineage: Eukaryota; Fungi; Basidiomycota; Pucciniomycetes; Pucciniales; Pucciniaceae.